Thalassophryne amazonica is the source of this 2854-nucleotide messenger RNA. RefSeq names its product protein POLR1D. Bases 103 to 627 code for a protein of 174 amino acids. The record is from RefSeq and is a predicted model, not a curated record. NCBI's taxonomy places the organism in Eukaryota, Metazoa, Chordata, Actinopteri, Batrachoidiformes, Batrachoididae. The transcript has 3 exons.
CUAAAAUCCUGGGUCCUGGGUUGUUAGCCCUCCUAAAGAAGUAAACAAACAAAACUCAUUCAUCAUUUGGUUUAAUUUCUCCUCCAGAUCGCACACAACGUGAUGGCAGAGGACAGUGAACUUGAGAAGCGAGCAAUAGAGGAGCUCCUGAGGGAAACUGACAGAGCUCGGGUGAGAGCAGAGACCAUGGGCCCUGCAGGAUGGCUGAAGUGUCCUCUGCAGGCCACCAACAAACGCUUCCUCCUCAACACCCUGCGCUCCACCAGCACGCAGCAGCGCAGCGCUGAACCCACAGCUGGGCACGGCACCACAAGAGGAUAUAAGGCAAGAGGCUCCCCGGACAGAAGCCGCCAGCGCAGCAGGACUCCUCCCAGACACAACAAACGAGGUCACGCUGACUCCAAACGACAUCACAGAGACAAUAUCAAAGAUAAGAGAUGUGACGGAGGUAAAGACGACAGACAGCGCAGACACAAAGACCGUGGCCAGAACAGAGACAAAGACAGACACAGACUUCACAAAGGCCUCUCACCAGAAAAGAACCACUCCUCCUCCUCAUCCUCCUUCUCUUCCAGGAGCCACGCCCCGUCCAGGCAGCGGAGCGGCGGCGGCAGCGGCUACUCCUGAAACUGUUCUGUGACCAGCCAACAGCUGCCGGAACAUUUGCACUGUUCUGUUAGCUGCCCGACUUACAGGGAUGGUGUGGAACUACAAAAAUUGGCCGGUAUAAGUGGAAUUAAUUUAUUCAAUACGGCUCAAUAACUGAGCAGUUUUUAUCUUGUGAACACAGAAAAAAAAUUGAGAGGAGGGAAGGAAACAGCAAUUAAACAUCCCAGUAAGAAUGCAAAUACGACUCUCUUAGAAAUUUUUCUUCUUUUUAGUUUUUGUCUUAAACUGUCAGAGUAAAUUACAGUGCAGAAAGAAGGCACUGAUCACGCAGCACUGCUUCUUAAUGCUUCUGUAAUAAAAUUGGUUUGUUUUUAUUUUUGCUAUCCCUCACUUUUUGGGGGGCUUCCAUGUGUGAGUUUAAUGGAUAAAGUUUGGGAAUGAUGGGCAGAGAAAAAAACUGCUUCCUGCUGAAAACACACUUUUGUCCAAAAAAAACAACAACAAAAAAAAAAGGUCUCCUAUGUUAUAUUUUAGGGGUUUUGUGACAGUACGUAUAUAUGGUUGCCCUGCAUAAAUUGGUGACAGCAACGAUCUAUGCCACAUUUGGUGAAACAUAUGUGCUGUGCGCUAUAUAAUAGCUCAUACGGUAACUACCUAUCUGUAAACUUCCCCUGACUGGUAGGUCAACCUGAUAUUAAAUAAAAUAUAUAUUUCUUUAAAUGUACUCAGUUACUUCAUAUGGCAGUGAUUUUUUUAAAUACAAUUUUGACCAUUUCGUUUGCGUAUGUUGGACGGCAACAUGGGCCAAUGCUUACAGCAACAACAAUUAAACUCAUAUUAACGUUGGUUCAUGGGUGUAACAACAUAUUCAGCAUAAAUUUUCCCCACUGACAAUGUACAGAGGCAGAUCUACCAUUUUGUCAAGCCGGGGGGGGAUUUGCAAACAAGUACAAUGUGACUAAAGGGGAGGAGGGAAGUCUGGGGGUGAAGCCCCCUUAGAAAUUUUUGGGUGCCAUUCCCUGCAUUUUGGCACAUAUUUUACCACAAUAUAUACCACAGAGAAAAAAAAAACUGUCUAACAGCAGGGAAUUUUAUGUUUUUGGUCAAUGAAAGGGGAGGAGGGGGUGUGAACCACACCCACAUCCCCUCUGUAUCUGCCCCUGAUAUAUGGCUUUUGGCAACAAUAAGUGCCAUCACAUUAGGUAUAUACGAGUAUUGCUGCUGACUUCAAUUUAUGCAGGACAACAAUACAUGCAUAACAGAUUUUGUUAAUUUUACAGCACAAAUUAGGUUGUUUUCUUGUUUAAUUUACUCUGAAUUGAGGAACAGUAAGUUAAAUCUAAUUUAAGACAAUUUGAGGAACAUUUUGCUAUUUCGCCUCCUACUCCUCCCAGGUCACGUGGCCAAUUUAGACCAAACCUUUUAGAUAGGUGACCUUUUAGGCCAAUUUCCCUAAAAGGGUUUGUUUUGGCAAAGGUCAAAACUUAGAUCCUCCCCAAUCUGAUGUCCAAAUAUGGCACACACAUGUAGGUGGUUCCUGGACUUGCCCAGGCGAGAUCAAAUUUACCAAAGUUCAUUGUGGUCAAAAGCUAACUUAGAUAAAUAAAACUUAAAUAAGUUUUUCACUCCCAUUUUGCCCAAAAUUUGGCGUAGAUUUGGAGGUGGGUUCUGGAAUUGUCCAGCAAGGUCAAAGUUCCUAAAGGUCAAUCAUUUGGACCAAGAUAAUGUCAGUCUCCUCCUCCCAGGUCCUUUUGCAGUUUUCUACCCAUUGACAGUUGACCCUAAAAUUGAGGUGAAGGUCAAAAAUUUGAUUUUCAAUCUGAUUUCGACCACAUGUGUCACACAGUUAGGUGGAUUCCAGAAAUGCCCUGGAAAUGUCAGCCAGAGGUCAACCAUUUGGGUGAAGGUCAAAGGUCAGGUUGCCAUAGCUCUACCUAUCUUCAUGCCCACGAGUAUGAUUACCUAAUUUUGACAAAACUGAGUCAUGUUUUACUGUAAUAUUGUUGUCUCUUCUCAUGACUAAUGGUUUAUUUCACAUACAGGAAGUUAGAGUUGACUGGUAAUUGUAAUGUUAUUACCAUUCUUCUGUCAUUAUUCUUUCUUCAUGAUAUUGACAUAAGCCAUACUGCUGUUGCCACUGGGUAAGCACAUGGUGUGCCCAGUUUUCGAUAUGUAUACACCGGCUAUCAGAAACAGUUUUGUUUGCUCAAGGAGAGAGAAAAAAAUAAAAAAUCCUGACACUCCC